AUGGACGCAGCAACGAUCGAAGAGACGAACAGAAUUCGUAUCUCCCUGGGAAUGAAACCUCUGCCUGUCCCAGGUGCAGAUAACACCAGUCAAUCUCAGUCAAUGUACGCGGAUGGCGAUGCACCCAGCACAUUGGAGAGCCGCCAAGCUCAGGCCUACGACAACUACAACAAGGUCGUCGACGCGGAAAAGGCAAAGAAGAAGCGCGAAGAGAAGGCCGCAGCUGUCCGAAAAGCCCGGGAGCUGGCGCAACGAAACGCAGUUCUGGAAGGUAAAGGCUUUGGAGAAGCCGAAGAAGGUGGGGAUCUUAGCGCCAAAGACUGGCUCAUUGGACAAAAGAAGCGACAGAAGAAAAUCGCCAAGGUCCGGAAAUUGGAGGAGGAACUGGCCGCAGCCGAGGCCGAAGCUGCAGCUGCAGUCCAGUAUACUUCUAAGGAUCUUGCUGGCAUCAAAGUUGGACAUGACACGGCGGAUUUCCUCGAUGGCGACGACCAAAUCCUUACCCUCAAGGAUACAACCAUUGAUGAGAACGAGGAAGAAGGUGACGAGCUGGAGAACCUGAACAUGCGCGAGGCUGAAAAGCUUGCCGAGAGACUUGACAACAAGAAGAAGAAACCAGGUUACAACCCCCUAGAUGACGAGGAGGAGGGUGAGCGUGGUAUUCUAUCACACUAUGAUGAAGAGAUCGAGGGCAAAAAAUCCAAGAAGUUCACCCUCGACACAAGUGGCGUCAUUGCAGAGCUCUCAGAUAUUCUUGAGAAACCGGUUGACAAGACAAAGAACGGCCAGAACGUGAGCUUGGACGAUGUUAUUGGUGAUGCCCCUAUCUCUUCAGACUAUAUAGAUCCCUCACAGAUCAAAGUCAAGAAGCCUAAAAAGAAGAAGGGCAAAAAAGGAACCAGACAAAAGCCCACAGACGACGAUGAUCUCUUUGCCACUGAAACAACUCCCAUAGAUGACGCGAUGGACAUUGACUCAAAAAACACGACGAAUAAUAAGAGAAAGGCCGUCGAUGAUCCUUUUGUGGAUGAUGAUGACCUUCAAGCAACUCUCGCGAUCCAAAGAAAGAAUGCCUUGAAGAAGCGAAAGAAGACCCGCCCUGAAGACAUCGCCCGGUUGCUCAGGGAAGACGACGAGCCAGAACCAGCAGAGCAACAAGAGGGUGGUCUUGUUCUCGAUGAAGUCUCAGAGUUUGUCGCAGGCCUAACUAAACCAGGUGAAAACGAAGAGCGCAAGCCCAGAAGACCAAAGACUGUAUCAAAAUCCCCAGAACCCGAUGAAGAUCACCCCAUGGGUGACGAUGCAGAAGUGGCCGAAGAGAAGCCCCAAUCAUCUUCUGUCGAGGAGUUGGAUGAGGCGGGCGUCGAAGAAGAGAAGGCCGUUGGUGCAGGUAUGGGCGCGGCUCUCGCGCUACUAAGAGAGCGUGGUCUCGUGGAAGAUACACGUGGAGAUGCGGAAUAUACCAGCUUGCGAAACCGAGAAGACUUCCUCGCCAAGAAACGUCUGUUGGAAGAAGAACUGGACGAGCAGGCACGCGCCCAGCGAGAGCGUGACCGUACAAGUGGCAAGCUGGACAGAAUGUCAGUUCGUGAACGCGAGGAGUGGGCACGUCAGCAAAAUACCUGGCGAGAUCAGCAGCAGUCUCGACGCAUGGCCGAGCUGUUCUCAGCAGGAUACAAACCCAACGUCGACAUCAAGUACACCGAUGACCACGGCCGUUCCCUUGACCACAAGGAAGCGUUCAAGUACAUGAGCCACAAGUUCCAUGGCAAGGGAAGCGGCAAGGGCAAGACAGAGAAGCGGCUCAAGAAGAUUGAGGACGAGAAGCGACGCGAAGCACAGAGCAUGUUUGACGCAAGUUCUGCCGGAAUGAGUCUGGCAGCUCAACAGCAGCUCAAGAAGCGAAGGGAAGCUGGCGUACGACUUGCAUAA
Molecule: messenger RNA, 1932 nt
Organism: Fusarium subglutinans
Lineage: Eukaryota; Fungi; Ascomycota; Sordariomycetes; Hypocreales; Nectriaceae
Product: U4 tri-snRNP-associated snu66
Exons: 2
Coding region: 1-1932 (643 amino acids)
Biological process (GO): mRNA cis splicing, via spliceosome; maturation of 5S rRNA
Cellular component (GO): U4/U6 x U5 tri-snRNP complex
Source: RefSeq, a predicted model, not a curated record